UGUAAAUCUUCCGUCGAUGUUCUAUUACAGGACUUGCGUUUAGGCGCAUUUUUCUUUUUCAAAAAAGUAGUUUUUGCUGUCAAAAGGAAAAUAUUUCGAGAAGGAUGGUGUUUUAUAUGACGAAGUUCUGUCGAGGGUCGGUCUAACAGAGUCAAAUGAGGGUCGACCGCGUUCAAACUGCCUUAACGUCCCUUCUAGUUUUUCUGCAUCUGCUCCAGUUACAUGGAAAAGCUGUGAAUGGAAGUGAAUUUGUUAUUAUCGAAGGUGACAUGAUGGUGGAUAAGGGGUUUGUUGAGCAUUAUAUGAGAAGAAGGAAAAAACGUGGUGCCAUCCUAAACAGAAGAGUAGGUGCGAAUUAUUACUGGCCAGGAACAACCGUAGACGGAGAUAGAAUUGUGCGAAUUCCUUACACACUAGACGUUGGAUUCUUCGGUAGAUUGUUUGGCAAUGAUAUGGUGAAAGGUUUCCUAGCGGCCGUCCAAGAAUUUGCCAAGCGGACCUGCCUUCGAUUCGAAGAGAAAGAGGACGAAGACAAAGAUUACUUGGAAAUUUUCAGUGGUCCAGGAUGCUUUUCUAUGAUUGGGCGGCGCGGUGGCAAACAAGAAAUUUCACUUGGCAAAGGAUGUGAGACGAAAGGGAAAGCUAUCCACGAACUGAUGCAUGCGAUUGGGUUUCUACAUGAGCAGAGUCGAAAAGACAGAGAUCAACACGUCACUAUCUUAGCUGGAAAUAUUCUAGACGUUGGAAAGUCCGAGUUUAAGACGUAUAAUCAGGACAACAGCAACCUACCGUACGAUUUUCACUCUAUUAUGCAUUAUAAUAACAAGAUUUUUAGCAAGAAUGGCGAGGAUACCAUCCGUGCUCUCAUCGAUCCCGAGAUGACUCUGGGGCAAGAAUAUGGACUUUCAGCGUUGGACGUUGUAAGAGUAAACAUGUUAUACAAAUGUCCUCAGCUUAGGAAGGAUUUGGUGCUCUACUUCGUCAUUGUUUACACCUCUGGUGAUUACUGGGCCGGGACAGACUCUAGAGUUGACAUUCUACUUGAUGGAGCGGAAGGGGACUCUGGAGAGAUAGAACUGGAAUCCCCUGAAGACGUUCCAAACCCAUUUGAGCGGGGAAGUAAGGAUACAUUUCCCGUAAUUGCUCCUGCUGUUGGAGAAUUGAAAAAGAUUCGUAUCAGGUUAGCCGGAAGUAGCUGGAGUUGGUUCAAUGGCUGGAAACUUGAGAGAGUAAAAAUAGAAACACCAGACAACAAGAAAAUUCAUUUCAAAUACAAUGAAUGGAUUUAUUCCGGCGAUCAUGUAACUUUGUCGCCUUCUACCAGGAGAAAAAGAAAGUGAAAACAGAAGAAAGCUUAAGCCUGUCGUAUUUUCGGAGCAGUGCGAAGUGAGCGACUCUCUACUGUUCACUUUGUCCGAUCCCGGACAAUUGUCGGCCGAGUGAUGACCGAUUAUGAAUCGACUAUUUAUUUUCUUUCGGCCAACUACAGACGUUCACGUUGGUCACUUCCUUUAACACAAGCCUUUAAACAAGUGGGCCACUGCAACCUCGUUCCCAAUAUCCUCUCUUUUUCCCCCUAAAGUGAGAAGGGGAGAGGACCUGAGAACGAGGUUUGCGAAAGUGAAGAUAGAGGUUUAGAUUUAUUAACGGGAGGCAAAUGUUAACCGUUGUAUUAGAUAAGGAGAAAAUCUCUUUGGAGGAGAAACAUCUCCAGUCUAGGUCUAAGACAACUCACUGCGUAGUGUAAAAACUAUUAAUGGUGAUCACAUGUAAAACAGAUUAUAUAUACAACAAUUUUUCUUUUGUAAAUUCAGCUUUGAAACAUUUUAUUCUAUUAUUUUUCGUGUAAGCUAUAGCUAAGCUAUUACUACUGUCUUAGUAUUAAGAACAGUGCCAUUAUAGUUACGAGCAAUUACGACUUAAUUUUUAAUUUUUUUUUAUUUGUACGUAGAGUUCAUGAGAUGAGACGUCUUUUAUCUAUUUUGCAGAAUGCAUUUAGAUUUACUUCCCAGUGUGUACAAAGCUGAAAUUUGUGUACUACCCCAACCAAUUAUUGCUCGUUCGCUUUUUUCCCAUCUCCACUGAUCAUGACCAAGACUGUGAUGCAUGCGAAAAGUAAAAAUAUUAGGUUACUGGAAGAACAAAAGAAUCAACAGUCCAUGUGGUUUUGAUCUUCUCUAACCUCUCAAAACAAAAUUCAGGCACAGGAAAUGUCAAUUGUUUAUUAACAGAGUUUAUUUUUUUAAGACUGGCGAGGUGUUCUAUGAGGAGUUCUACCUCCCCUCUCCUCCCUUCCCCACAGAUUCCGGCCCUCUUUGUUUUUUUUGUUUGUUUUUUUUGUUUUUUUUUUGUUUUUCUCCUGCUUGCCUCGCUUUUUGCGCUUCAUCACAAGCUGAUUACUCGCAACAGAAAAUCCUACCGUGGGCCCGUUAGUCCUAUGGGUCACCGUGGGAUGCCCGCCGCAAACAGAUGUUUUUUACUUCUGUUAACAAGGAGAGAAACCUAAUAUUUUAAAUAUUUUGUAAUUUUGGAGUUUUACAGAGAGGACUUAACUGUAAAUGAUUCGAUUCCAAUACAAAUGAAUUUUCAGUUGUCUGAAAUAGAAAAUCUUUGUGGUGUUAUGUUUUGCAGAUUAUU
Stylophora pistillata is the source of this 2637-nucleotide messenger RNA. Its product is annotated as hatching enzyme 1.2. Gene Ontology annotation, biological process: proteolysis. NCBI's taxonomy places the organism in Eukaryota, Metazoa, Cnidaria, Anthozoa, Scleractinia, Pocilloporidae. Gene Ontology annotation, molecular function: metalloendopeptidase activity; zinc ion binding; protein binding. The record is from RefSeq and is a predicted model, not a curated record.